Diversispora eburnea is the source of this 505-nucleotide messenger RNA. Lineage: Eukaryota; Fungi; Glomeromycota; Glomeromycetes; Diversisporales; Diversisporaceae. The record is from the annotation of a GenBank genome assembly.
AAGGCAGUAUGCAGAAAAAUUCAAAUCAAAAAUUAAUGCUCGAUAUACCGUGGGAUCAAAAGUCACGCACUCAUAUGCAAACAACGAUACUCCAAUACCUAGAUUAUAUAAAGGGUUUUUGUGCCGCACGAUUUUGAUUAAGAUAAAUUUCAGUCAAAAUAUGAGUGGAAUUAUUGAAAAUGAAAGCGAAUCAGAGUAUUAUACUACUGAUGAAAGAGAUACAUUAAGUAUAUGUAGUAACAAUUCUGCUGACUUAUACCAUUUACAUCUAAUAAAACAACAAGAAGCUAUACAAGAGCUUUUUCGAUCAUUGGGUUUCAUUGAUAUAAAUAAUACUUUCAUUCUUUCUGGUAAUACUGUAACAAAAGCAUUCGAACAAUCUCGUGAAAAAAUUAUUAAAAUUCAGCAAGAAACAUAUUCACUUUUUGAUUUCAAGUCUCGAGCUAAAGGUAUUUCCAAUCUUAAUAUUACAGUAAAAUUGAUUAAUGCGAUAUCUGGUAAUUGA